Molecule: messenger RNA, 2899 nt
Organism: Etheostoma cragini (Arkansas darter)
Lineage: Eukaryota; Metazoa; Chordata; Actinopteri; Perciformes; Percidae
Exons: 2
Coding region: 365-2374 (669 amino acids)
Biological process (GO): neuron projection development
Cellular component (GO): plasma membrane
Source: RefSeq, a predicted model, not a curated record
UAACGAGAUGACAGUUAAUCCUCAGAGCUAAAGGUAGAGUAAUGGCCCUCUCUCUUUUACAGACGCAUGUGUACAAAAUCACACAACAUAGAAAUCCUCAUAUUCUCGCUGAUGUCAACUUCACAUGAGGUUUAGGUGUGAGAGAAGAGUCAGGGAAGAAGAUCAAGCUGAAGACAAGUCACUUCUGUGUGUUUAAGGCUCGAGAGUGGCUGGAAACACGGACGAUUUUCCUUAGAAGUGAGUGAGAAAGAGAGAGCGGAAUGAGGGGAGGAAGGAGAGACGCCAUUUAGGGCUACCUACUCUGUGCCAAGGAAGAGUGCAAAACAGGACACAAGGUGUGAACUGCACGGUUGUUGCUGUUGCUAUGGCGAGGCCCGGGCGCCCUGCGUCUGAGAGCUACCAGCCAGUCGGUUGUUCAGUCAGUCAGUCGGCCUCCUACACCAGUGAAGCUAGGGCUGUGGGGCCAGAGGAUGGGGAUGAUCAUGCACCCAUUUUCUCCCAAUCUAAGAGCUCCAUGGAUGUGGUCAUGGCGACAGGGCCGCCGCACAAGCGGGACCCGGCCUGGACCAGAAUGGACCUGAGACGCAGCUCCAGCACCAACACACACGCUGAGCAGAACUCAGUGACGCUGCAGCAGCUGCACCCUCGCAUGUGGCAGCACAUCAACUUCACCACGAGCAACCAGCACGUAGACGUGCACAGCCCUCCUGCCCUCGGCGAGCGCUGGAUCACCAACAUGCAUCGCUGGAGCGAGUGUAGCAGCAGUACACACAGCCGGAGCAGCACUCCAGAUACUGUUGUAUGGAAAGGUGGGACCUCACGGCCCUCAAGUCUGACCCAGGAAACCCUGUCUCCCCUGUCCAAACCAACCUCUCCACAAACCACGCCCUCUCCCUGCAUACCCCCCCUACAGACACCAACUUUACCACAUGAUCUUUUAACUUCUUCUUCUUAUUCUUCUUCAACACUGAGCACACAUCAGCAGGAAGACUCACUUGCUUCGUCACCCACACCCACACCCACUCCACUGCGAUCACCGCUGCAGGCUCACACCUCCUCACUUUUGCCAUCCAACUCCUUCAAUCUCCUCCAGCCCACCAGCACGGAGGAUGAGGGCUUCCUGGAGAACAACUCACUUUCUUUUACAUUCCCAUCCCCGCUCCCAUCAUCUAAUAGCUUAGCAGAAGAAAGUGUGUCAUCAGAUCCUGGCUGCCUUGUCAAUGACGUGAAAGAAGAGCUGCAGAGUCCUGGAGGCCAACAAUUAUCAGAGGGAGGAGUAGUGAGAAGCCCAGUGCAUGUGUUAAGCUACCUGGCGCCCAAUUCUCCAGCAGAUGGACAGGAAAGUAGAGCCUCCGGUUGCCAUCUUGAGUUGCCUUGGCAGUCUGGGCACAGCUGUCCGACAGGAAGGGGUUGGAGGUCACCCUUGGUUUCUUCCUUGAGCGACUCGCUUUUGGGCUGCUGCCACACAAAGGCUCAGGUGUUCAGGGAGGAAGGUACAAUGACCUCACAGCUGGAGCUAGUAGACGCAGCGGUGCAAACCAUCUCUCCCAUUGGCUCCUUUUGGGGCCUCAGGACAAACAACUCCAAUAUGGGCUCCCACUCCCUCUUGGGCUCGCCGCCUGGAUCAAGGCUGAACCUAAAGACAUUAGUGGGGUCCAACUCCAAUCUGGUGUCCCCCUCCUCCAGCAUGUUCCCAGUGAGCAGCGGAGAGGAGGAAGUGGAAGAAGAGGAGAGGCAAGGAGACAACCUGACAUUGGACAUUAACUCUCCCUCCACGCACGAUCUUGAGAGGAGAAGGUCGUGUCUGAAGAAUCAGGGGGAGGAAAGGGAUGCUAUGGGGAGGAGGGGCAGCAUGAAGCAGGUGCAGUGGGAUGAAAACGGGAUGACAUGGGAUGUUCACGGAGCAUCUGUGGACCCGGAGGUGCUGAGCACAGCCAUUCAGAAACAUCUGGAGCUCCAGAACAGCCCUGGGACUCCAAAACGUACCUCCAACAAGAAGAAAGCACCAAAGCCUCCUCUAAUAUCGAAUGUGGUAAAGGCCAUGAGCCUAGAACUUCAUCCUCCUGUGAUGAUAAUAACCUCGACUUGUACGGUGGAGGGCGAGAGUGAGGGGCCACCAGAAGCAGACAGCAGGAGGGAGGUGGAGGAGGAAGGAAAAGAAGGAGGCAAAAAGGAGGAAACGAUAGAAGCUGCUCGUAGAAUAAGCAGAGCAGAAGGUGCUGAUUCAAAAGAAGAGGAUGAGGUGUACGGACAGGAAGGCACCAGCCAUCCCAAGUCGCCCUUGCAUGGGAGUGGACACAUCCGCAAGAAGAGUGUGAUCAGGUCACUGAGGAGGCCUGGGUGGUGUGGAAGCUCCAGAAAGGCAGUUGAAUGAUCCUGGAGACUAUAUGGGCUAUUGAUUAUCCAUAGCUCAAUUUUCACAAAAGCACCAUUAAUAAACUCAUUGACUUUAGGAGCAUUUUCUUGUUUUCAUGGGGUUUUAUCCUGCUGUUUCAUUUUGUCAUUUGGUAAAAUGUGGAGAUGCAAUGUUAGAAAAUGUGUUCUUUCCAUUGGAUCGCUAAAUUUGCCCUGAAGGGACAUGCUGCAUACAGGCUUCCCUAACUUGUUGGUUGUUAGGGUUCUCUUUUUUUUUUAUUUACAGUUAAUAUUCUCCAACAAGAAAAAAGGCAGUAACAGAUUAAUGUUAAAGAUGCAAUUACAUACACACAUUUACUUGUUUAUUUUGAUGUCAUUUUAAACAGCAACAACACACCUACAUUCUUGCAGUUUAAUUAUGGAUAGAUGUAUUUCUAGUGAUGUCUUAAUGAAAGUCAAGGGUUACCUAUAAAUCAUUAAAUCAACCACCAGGUAAUGCAUUUCUCCAUGUAGAUGUUCAAUAAAACCAAAUUUGGUCUUUGUA